GAAGAGCCGACAGAUCGUUCGGAGAUUCAGGCUAAAAAAAUAUAUCACUUAUCCGACGGAGAAAAUAUUCCAUUACUUUUAAUUAUAAAUCUUAUCAAUACCAAUUACCACCCAGGUACCUUAAUGCUAAAUUUGGCGGCCGUAUUCUGCCUCUGUUUAUUUAACGCUAGCUAACGUUAGCUGUUAUCACGUCGCUACCUGACUGCAGCCCCCUGCUCCCCAAACACACCGCCUUUGUGGCUAUGAGUACGGAUUUACUAUCUGAUUUGGACAGUCGUUUCUUCGCUGAUAACCUCCUGACAAGCGAAGAUUGGGAUGCCUGCCUGUACCAGUGUGAGAGCAUGGAGGAGGGAGAGGACGGAGACUUCAGCCGGAGGUUGAAAUGCGAGCCAUCGUUUGACAAUGACCUGGUGCUCACUCUCGAUCCUGACAACCCCACAUCGCCAUGGCAACACCUUGACGACAACCUUCUCACAGGGGAAACUCCAGUGAUAAAAAAUGAAAUGACCAUCACUCAGCCAUUACCAGUGGAAAUGUUGUUCCAGGUGAAAGCAGAGCCUCCAUCUCCUGCAUCCUCACUCGGGUCCGACUGCUCGGCAUCAUCACCAGAGCCACAGAUCACGGUUAAAGGUGAAAACCCUCCGACUCCUCCCUACAUGUACGGAGACGUGCUGUCUCCUCCGCUGGGGUCCAUGGAGAUCACCGUGGCAACAACGGCCAUACCUUCACCACAGACGCAGCUACAGACGGCGUUGACGGCGCAGAUCCCAGCAGUCAUCAGUGGAAUACAGACGCAGGCUGUUCUGCCGAGUUCAGCCACAUUAAAGGCCAGCACCAUCCUGAGCACCAAACCCGCCAUCCAGCCCAGACCAGUGUGUGUCACCACCCUCCCCGUCCCCCAGACCCCUGCCCCGGCCAAGACCCUCAUCCUGCAGGGCCUGCCCUCCAUGGACCAGACCAGACCUGUCGUCUUGUCUCAGUCUGUCUGUCUCGGUUCGGCUCCGGCCAUCGUCAAAAUGGAGCCCGUCUCUCCCAGCAUCCCGCAGCACUGCUCCAGCCCCACGGCGCCGCCCAGCAGCAAACCCAUCGUCCCGGCGACGACGACGUUACCCGGCAACAAUUCCAACGACAUCGAUAUGAAGGUGCUGAAGCGGCAGCAGAGAAUGAUAAAGAACCGGGAGUCGGCCUGCCAGUCGAGGAAGAAGAAGAAGGAGUACCUGCAGAACCUGGAGGCUCAGCUCAGGGAGGCCCAGCAGGAGAAUGAGCGUCUCCGGAGGGAGAACCAGGCGCUGAGGGAGAGACUGGCUGGGAAAGAGGGCAGCGACUCAGCGAGCAACAAGAGAGCCGUGUGUGUCAUGGCCGUCCUGCUCUUCAUGACCUUCAGCUUCGGCCCCGUCAGCAUCACAGACAGGAAGCUGUCGGGCCUGCAGGACGGCGUGGUGUCGUAUACGGGUCGACGGCUGCUGGAGAUCGAACAGCAACAACAGUAUCAGCGGCAGGAGGCGGCAGCUCCGCCCGCGAGCAGAGCGGAGGACAAGACGGAGACGGAGGAGGAAGGAGGAGACGAGGCGCCGGAGUCCUAUCAGUUCAGGAACCUGAGCGAUGUGUUCAGUGACAUCAAGGACUUGGUGCUGCAGGACAUCGAUCGUUACUUCACCUCCUCAGACUGCAGACAGUUCAACCGCUCCGAGUCUCUCAGGCUGGCCGACGAGCUGAGAGGUUGGGUCCGCCGACACCAGAUCGACAGGAAGAAGUCUGGAGGGAAGCCAAAAAUCGCCAAGAAGGCAAAGAUCGCUCAGAAAGCUCAGCUGAGGAAGACAAACUUCUCCAGAUACCUGCCGAUCCAGACUCACCGCUCCAUAGAAAGUCAGCUGCAGGUGCUUCCUGGUCCCGAGGUCACCUACAGCGACUUCCUGGACGCCAUCGACCGCCGAGAGGACACUUUCUACGUCGUCUCUUUCAGACGGGAUCACCUGCUGCUGCCGGCCAUCAGCCACAAUAAAACCAGCAGACCUAAAAUGUCUCUGGUGAUGCCGGCCAUGUCUGUGAACGAGAGUCUGUAUAACUCCUCUCAGGGUUACGAGAUGAUGAUGCAGGUCGACUGUGAGGUCAUGGACACCCGCAUCGUCCCCAUCAAGUCCUCGGCCGUCCCGCCAUCCCUCCGCGACCCGCCUCCGCCCCCGCCCUCCUCCCACCACAACCCCCACCAUCACCACGGCAACCACACCUCGCUGCGAGGGCGCCACCAUCAUCACCCCUCGCCGUCCUCCUCCUCGCCGUCAUCUGCCCGCAGACGUACGGCGGAAUAUUUAAUCAGCCAGUCAGAAGGAGUCUGAUGAUGCGUCGCCAUGGUGAUGUGAUAAGAAGCGAAGGAGAGACACGGAUAUCUUUGAAAAUACCUUCUUCAUCCCUGCAACAGGUAACAGACCCUCCUCUUCCUGGAAAAGUCGAGUCUCCUGGAAGUUUGAAAGGAUUCGAACCAGAAAUUUGAGCUUUUACUGUUUAAAAGCUGUCGACAGAGCAGCAAAGCUCCUGUAGAAGAAAAUGUCCUAAUAUAUAAGAUUUCAUAUGAAAAAUGAAAGCGGGAUGCAGACUCUGCAGCACACUGCACUUAGAAACGGUGCUGCUUUUUAAUAUUUAAUUGUGAAAAUGUACAGUUGAAGCGCGGAGGCAGGAAGCUGUCGGGGCGGUCAACGCGGCCUGGACGUCCAGGUGAAAGUAGAUUUGACGUCGCCUUAAAGGACGGCUGGUCUCAGCGCUCGGCGUGUCGGAGCUGGGCCGGCCCACGGGUGGCGCCCCAGGGCUGCACAGCUACAGUUAGCAGGAAAGCCUCUGCGUGUGUCUGGAUGAGCAGUAAAGCAGUUCAUGCGUGGCAGAAGCUGAACUCGUGAGGUGUAACUGUGCAGCUCGCCUGCCGCCAUCAGAGCUGGUCCUCCUGCUCUCGGUCCAGGUCUCUGUGGACCCUGUUUGUGUUGUGGUUAUUAGACGACAUGCAGAGAGACAUGUCGAUCAGAGCUGAGGGCUGCUGCAUGAAGUAGGAUCUCAAAACCAGCUGCAAGAAAAUACUUUAUAUUUAAUGCUUCAGGAGCACGACAGGGACGUAAUGCAAGAAACAAUACACGAUGAAUGAAUGAAUGAAUGAAUGUCCGUCUGUCGUUUUAUUUAUCACUUCAACACUCUCAGUUUGUUACUGUGACAUUUUACAGUGAAAUAAACUCAUGUCACAAAGUGUAGUGGAGAUACUGCGUCCAACACACCUUUGACACUUCUCGUUAAUCACUUCUCGUUAAUCUUAAUCAACAUACAGUUGAAGCUUGCAGCGGGACGCAGCAUCUCUUCGUUUGAACAUCUUUCUGUUCACGGCUGAAACAUUUUAUUUUUUAAUGUUCUUGACAAAGACGUUCAUUCGUGUAGCUUCCACAAAAAUAAAAGAGAGAGAAGUUAUUGAUCAUUGAUAUUAAAAUACAUUAUCAAUGAACAGGCUGGAACCUGCAGGGUGGAGGGACGGAAGGGGCUGCACAAACUAAAACAUCUGAACAGCUGAGCUCCUUUUCUUCAUCGUAUUAGAAUAAAAACUGGAAUCGAUCAAGGACACCCAGCCUUACUCUGACGUGUCAUCAAGUAAAAGACAACACGUUCAGAUGUUUGAGAUCCUGCAGAGACACUCUGACGUCUUUCUGUUGACCUCCUUAUUUUACAUCAAACAUCACACAGCUGAGUCAUAACUCAGUGAAAUAUCAUCACACAGACGUGAGACACGUUUUUAGAUUCAGAGCGACUCACACUCUCAGAGGACAUCAGUGUCUCUGAUGUCCAUCGUGAGUAAACGUCCUUAAAUCUGCUUAGAAAUCAGAGAAAAAAGAUCCUCACAACUGCAGAACUUUCACUUUUUAAACUUUUUUUGGUGUCAGUAGCACCAAUAGUUCUCUGUGCAUUUAUGGCCUCAUUGCAAACAGGAAGUGCUCACAGCUGAGUUAUUGAGCAUAAUUUUACUGUCGAGUUUGUCAAAAUGUUAAAAAAACAUAUAUAACAGUUGAAAAACUCAAAAGGAAGCUUUAACCGGCAAACGUUUGUGACUUUCAACCCAACUGAAUAUGGAGGAUGAAAGGAAAAGACGGGUCGUAGUGCCUCUUCCUCCUUUUAUCAGCUCACAAAACCACUUCAGGAGAUCCGGAGGAUCCUACCUCCUGCAGCAUCCGUCACGUUUAUUCAUGUUUCUUGUUUUGAGGGGGGGGGGUUAUUUAAUAGAUGUAAAUAUCGAUGUUCACUCUGUAGAUAUUCUGUUUGUUUUUGUCACUUUUUAUAAUUUUUUUAUUCUUUGUCUUUUGACAACAAAAAGUAAAAGGAAUUUAAAAAAAAAGAAUAAAGUGGUUCCUGGAAUGAUGAAAAAAAAAAAAAAACGGACCGAUGUUGAAUUUUUAGGUUUUUUUAUUCUUGUGUUGAGUUCAGCGGACCAACCAGCUUCACUCAAUAUGAACUCAGGAUACUCUGUCCUGGUAGAAUAUAUGUAUUGAAGUAUUUACACAGAUUUAUUAUUGUACAGAAUAAAGUGAGGAAGAGGAUUUCAGGUCCUCCUGUGGCGACUCUACAUGAUGAGAUUUGUUUUAAAGAUGCUGAAACAUCCCAGAAAAGAUCACGACUGCCCACACAGACAGUAAUUCAGCCUUUGACACGAUGACUUUUUAAAAAUCUCUUUCUCCUUUUUCUUCUAACUGUUUUCAGACGUUCUGUGUUGUUUAUCAGACACGAUGUUGGGUUGCAUUGUGGGAAAUGUAGGCUCCAGUGGUUUUGGGGCUUCACCUUUACUUUAGCUGUUUUUCUGUCCCUCAGCUUCACAGAAGUGAAAUAAUAAACUGCCCGGUGAGAGUUCACGGCUGAACGCAGCCAAACAUUAAUGUAAAGAAGCAAACAGUGACAGUCAGAGGACGACAGCGUGAGGGUUACGCUCACGUGUUCGAUGAGAACAACCACGCUGUUUUAUAUCUGUUAUAAGAGAAGGAAGGAUAGCUGGAUUCUGUUGGAAAUACGCUUCACUUUGUUGUCAAGAGUUUAGAAAUACGUAUAAAAGACAAAAUUCACAUAAACCCCCCUAAAACAGUGACUCGUCUGUUUUUACUCUUUCAUUUUUGUACAGAUUAAACAGGUUAAAACAUGAAUCACUGAUCUGUAGAGCUGCUGCUUGGUGGAUUUCGUUAGCUUUAGGCAGAGCCAGUCUGUAUGCUAAGCUAACAGACUGCUAGCUGUAGCAUCAUGUCUACUGCACAGAGCGGUAUCAAUCCGAGCGUCUGACUCCUGGCAAGAAAGCAAAGAAGCGCAUUUCACUGAAAUAUUUAACCAACCUGGAAACGGAUCCAGAAACUGAACCUGCAGACGAAACCCAGUCCCAGUCCUGAAAGAACUAAACCAGACAGAACGAUUCGGAGGAGCUGGAGGUCUGAAGGCUGAAGGUUUUCUGUCUGUGGAGCUCUUUGACGUCUGUCGUCUCCAGCCGGCUGCACUGAACGCUCCUCACCCUCGUCUGCAGAAUAAACACGAACUCUGAUUUAACUUGUGUAAAGAUGGAAAAAACAAAGUGUGGAUUUCUUCUGAAACAUCACUGUUCAGUUUCAAAACAAAGCAUCGUAUUUUCAUGUUUUUGGCAAUAAUUUGCGAUAUUUGUCACGUGGUUGGUGGCUCUGAACUGACUGGAACAACAUUUCACUUCCUGUCUGAAACACUGGAGAACAUGUUUUGUUUUCUGCAGCAGAGACAGAACAAUGCAUCAAGACUGUAACAGGUACUAAAGAAGCUGCAAAAACUGCUAUUUUCAUGCUCAGUCGAUGAAUUGUUCAGGUUAUAAAGAGUUAAAAACACAAACUUUCAGCUUGUUGAAGCGAAGACGAAACAGAAAACCAGCUGAUACUCAGUUUAAAGCAGAACCAAGUGAAGUUUUGCCAUUUUUGUGCAGAAAAAGAAAACUAGUUUCAAAAAAGGUGUGAAAAUGUUCUCUUGAUUUGACUAAUCAAUGAAUCAAACAAUUGUUUCAGCUCCAAAGUCAAGUUUGUAACAUCUGGCGAGGAGACAGCUGCUGAAAAUGAGCUUUAAAGGCAUUUAAACAUUUACAGUGAAGGUGAUUGAUGUCCUGUCAGAAUAAUCAGAUAAAAUAAGGUUUCUGAGGCAACAUUUAACUUUAAUUCUUCGUGUUAAAGACAAAAAAACAAACAUAUUAAACACUAAAUCAACAAAAUGAAAAUGUGAUGCGUGGCGAUGAGUUGAGUUUCAGAUCCAGUAAAGAACCACCGACCUGAUCCGAGUCAAGAUCUUUGACCUUUAAAAAGGAAAACUGAACUCUGCUGUCGGCUGAAUGCUGACACAGCUCAGUGUGUGAACGCAUGUAAUCUGUGGUAACUGAAGGUAACGAUGUAAGUCAAGUUUUUACGGUAUGCCUUUGUUUUCUAUUUAAAAAUGCUAAACGUGUAAAUAAAUCUUUAUAAUUCCAUCUCCUCUGAUGAACGGA
Chelmon rostratus (copperband butterflyfish) is the source of this 6496-nucleotide messenger RNA. It is a transcript of the gene atf6b, whose product is annotated as activating transcription factor 6 beta. The record is from RefSeq and is a predicted model, not a curated record. Gene Ontology annotation, molecular function: RNA polymerase II cis-regulatory region sequence-specific DNA binding; DNA-binding transcription factor activity, RNA polymerase II-specific. Gene Ontology annotation, cellular component: nucleus. NCBI's taxonomy places the organism in Eukaryota, Metazoa, Chordata, Actinopteri, Chaetodontiformes, Chaetodontidae. Gene Ontology annotation, biological process: regulation of transcription by RNA polymerase II; endoplasmic reticulum unfolded protein response. Bases 243 to 2336 code for a protein of 697 amino acids. The transcript has 17 exons.